Corticium candelabrum is the source of this 1635-nucleotide messenger RNA. RefSeq names its product transmembrane protein 104-like. Lineage: Eukaryota; Metazoa; Porifera; Homoscleromorpha; Homosclerophorida; Plakinidae. The record is from RefSeq and is a predicted model, not a curated record. Bases 199 to 1545 code for a protein of 448 amino acids. The transcript is spliced from 10 exons.
UUUUUGUCUUCAAUUUGAUUGUGGGAGCUGGCGUACUGGCUAUGCCCAAAGCGUUUGCAGAUGCUGGUUGGUUGGCGGGAACAAUAUUCAUUAUUAUAUUGUGCUUCUUCAGGAAAUCGUCUGAUGUAAGCAUCCAAAGCUUUAGAGGCUAUACCAGUGCGAUGUGACACUUCUUUCUGCAAGUCACUGUCUGCUGCAAUGCAGUUGCCAAGCUUCGUCACAUCUACAUUCAUGGUUGAAGCAAUGGCACUUGGAAAUGCAUGGCUACAAAUUUCAGGAGGAAGCCCAGACAGUGAUGAUGAAUCUGAGACGUCAGUUCAAGCUUUAGUUUUUUCUCAAAAGUCUGACGACAAUUUCUCAAGGAGAUCUUUACUAACAACAAGCAACAAACAGCCAAAGAACUUGUUUACAAUCUCAGAUAGGAUUGAAAUGGGUCAACUGGCUACGUUCUUUUUCAAUCGAGUUGGAAUUGUUCUCUACUACUUGUGUAUUGUUGUGUACUUGUAUGGAGACCUGGCCAUUUAUGCUACUGCAAUUCCUAAGGCAUUGACAUCUGUUGUUUGCGGAAGCAAUGGUAGAUCUACAAACAAAACUGCAAAUCAUACAUCAGUCAAUGACAGUCGAACAGACAAUUGCUUCGGUCCGCAUACUGUGACGAAGAAACAAGCAUAUUAUAUAUUUCUGCUAGGCUUCACUUUGAUUUUGGGACCAUUCGUUUUCUUCAACGUUCAGAAAACAAAAUAUCUUCAAAUUUUUACAUCUGCUACUCGCUAUAUUGCAUUGGUGUUGAUGGUUGUGGUUUCACUCAUCGACAUAUUGAAGAAUGGAAAUCGUGUCAAACCGACACUGUUUAGAGUCACACAUCUUCCAAAUCUGUUUGGAGCUCUUGUGUAUGCAUUUAUGUGUCAGCACUCGUUGCCAUCGAUGAUCACCCCCAUCAAAAACAAGAAGGGUCUCACAGCAAUGUUGGGGUUUGACUUCAUUGCUGUCACAUUGUUCUAUGUUUUGAUUGUGUAUACGGCUAUCACGCGAUUUCCACCAGGACUGAUCGACGACGAGUACACCAACAACUUUCAUCUUGAUACACACGUGACUAAAGCCUACGCUUUUGAUGUAUUCUCUUCUUAUUUCAUUCAACUUUUUCCGGUGUUCACACUGAGUACAAACUUUCCCAUCAUUGGGGUUACUCUCCGGAACAAUCUCAAGUCUUUGUUUUAUCGCGAAGGACGCAAGUUUCCAUUCGUCGUUGAUCGAAUUGUCUUUCCUCUUCUAGCUGUUCUUCCUCCAGUGGCUGUGGCUUUUGCUACCGACAAUUUGGGGAUUUUGGUUGGUAUAACUGGAUCGUAUGCGGGCGUGGGAGUUCAGUAUGUUAUCCCUGCUAUGCUGGUGUGGUGUGGACGUCGACAACUGGCAACUCGAGGGGUGAAUAAGAUCAAUCAUCACGAGUCGGUAUUUAGUGGAAACGUGUGGAUAGUGGUAGUUUGCUUUUGGUCUGUUGCUUCGUGGCUGAUCGUGACAGUCAAUAACAUUGUAAGUCGUUUGUAGAUUGUUUUGUACGACAAGCGUAUUACCAGCUUUGAAGUCAAGUAUGUGGAUUAACUUAAUAAUAUAUAAAUUAAAUUCGUGUGUCGUAUU